UCUUCUUCUUCUUCUUCUUCUUCUUCUUCCUGUGGUCAUGGAUUCGGUCUCUCCCGCGGAGCACCUGUGUUACGUGCGUUGCACCUACUGCAACACUGUGCUUGCGGUUGGAGUCCCAUGCAAGCCGGUGAUGGACACGAUCACCGUGAGAUGUGGCCACUGCAACCAUCUCUCCUUCCUCAGCUCCAGAACCAUGGUGCAGUCCCAUAGCUGCAACGAUUUCCAGAUGGGCCUUCAGGGCGCUUGUGCUGAUUGCCUGAGAGGCCAAGCUUCGUCUUCCUCCUCCUCCUCCUCAACUUCAAGCGAACAAACCACUCAAAAACCAACCUUCGUUGUGAAACGUGAAGUUUCUUUUCACCCCCCCCAUGGUUUUUUGAUGUUCUUCUUCAUAUCCUCUGAAGUGAUUUUUUUGAGGAAUGUUAAUGAUGUCCUGAUGACAGCUCCUGAGAAGAAACACAGAAUGCCUUCAGCUUAUAAUCGCUUCAUGAGGGAGGAGAUUCAGCGAAUCAAAGCUUCUAAACCCGAUAUUCCUCACCGAGAAGCUUUUAGCAUGGCUGCAAAGAACUGGGCAAAGUGUGAUCCUCGUUGCUCGAUCAUUGUUUCCACAUCUGGUGAUGAUAAGCUGUCUCCUACUGAACAAGUGGAAAGCAGCAGUUCCCCUACAAUGGAAAGCUCCAGUUUAUACAAGCAGAUGGAAGAGGAGGAUUAGGGUUCUCGAUCGACAUAUGGAGCCCUUCCUCUUUGUUAGUGAUGCGCUUAUGGUGUUAAUUUUUGUUUGAUCUUCUCAUCUCUCUACAACAAAACCUCUCUUGGUACUGAAGUAUUUGCUAGUUAUGAUCCAUUCAUCCUAUGUAUGCAUUGCUAAUGAAGAGGAAGUGAUAAAAAUCUGCUCAUAUAUAUACAUAUGUAUUCAUGAUCCAAAUCUAAGUAUU
Messenger RNA from Musa acuminata subsp. malaccensis (wild Malaysian banana), 932 nucleotides. Lineage: Eukaryota; Viridiplantae; Streptophyta; Magnoliopsida; Zingiberales; Musaceae. The record is from RefSeq and is a predicted model, not a curated record.